AUGCAUAUUACUCCCGCUGUUGCAGCCCUGAGCAUUGGUGCCUUGUCAACAGCUGCCCAUGCCGCCAGCUCCAAGACUUGCUGCUCAGCUUUGGAGGCCACUACCCUAAAGAGCCAGGUCGUUUAUCCCGGUAACCCUGCUUACAAGGAAUCCAUUGGCUCUUACUGGGCUGUGAAUGUUCAGCUUGAGCCAACCUGUAUUUUGCAGCCACGCACUGCUAAAGAGGUUUCUCUCGCCGUCUCUACGCUCGUUACCGCUGAUGGUGGAUCUUGCAAAUUUGCUGUUCGCGGUGGUGGCCAUACCACCUGGGCGGGAGCGAACAACAUCGCCGAUGGUGUGACAAUUGAUCUGUCAUUGAUGGACACCACCACUUACAACAAAGAAGCUGGUACUGCUUCUAUUCUUCCUGGAGCCCGCUGGGGAGGUGUCUACGAGACUCUAGCAAAACACGAUGUGACAGUUCCAGGUGGCCGCUCUGGAGUUGUUGGUGUUGCUGGAUUCUUGCUUGGCGGUGGAAAUACUUUCCACACUGCGCGUGUUGGUUUUGCUUGCGACAACGUCGAGAACUACGAGGUUGUGCUGGCCAAUGGAACUAUCAUUGAAGUUAACAAGGAUGCCCACGCGGAUCUCUUCAAAGCUCUGAAAGGUGGAUCCGGCAACUUCGGAAUUGUCACUCGAUAUGAUCUGAAGAUUAUCGAAGACGACAAGCUCUGGGGUGGAAUUGUCACCUACGACAAUAGCACUACCCUGCAACACCUUGAGGCUGGUCACGAGUUCAUCAACAACCUCGAAAAGGACCAAUACGCCUCGUGGAUUGGUAUGUGGGAGUAUCUUUCUGUGACCGACCAAAAUAUGGUUGCCAAUGCUCUGGAGUAUACCACUCCAGUCCCUUACCCUGCCGCUCUCGAUAGCUUCACUGCUAUUGCCAACACUAGCAGCUCAAUGCGUGUUACGAACCUUUGGAACCUUACCGAGGAGCUCGGUCAGGCAGCUGGAUACCGCGAUGUUUUCGUAACUGCCUCAUUUGUCAACAAUCUCGAUGUUAUGAAGCGGACCGUCGAUAUCCACAACAGAAUGAUUGAGGAGGCCAAGGGAAGUGUGAAGGGCGAUGACUACACUAUGUUCACCAUGAUCCAGCCUUGGCCCAAACUGUUCACUGAUCACAGCGUCGAGAAAGGCGGCAACAUGCUGGGUCUUGACCGCUUCGAAGAGAACCUGUUCCAGGUCCUCUUUGACUACUCGUGGAAGGACGAGGCCGACGAUGCUUUGUUCAACCAACUGGCCAAUAAGGCUCUUGAAGAGUUGACCACCUACUCGAAGUCGAUUGGAGCCGAAAAUGAGUAUAUUUACCUCAACUACGCCAACAGCAACCAAGAUCCCCUGUCUACCUACGGAUCUGAGAAUGUGGAGUACAUCCGGGCUGUUGCUAAGAAGUACGACCAGACCGGUGUUUUCCAAACGCAGGUGCCGGGUGGAUUCAAAAUUAGCGCUGUGGGCAAGUGA
Penicillium griseofulvum is the source of this 1503-nucleotide messenger RNA. RefSeq names its product FAD-binding oxidoreductase. Gene Ontology annotation, molecular function: FAD binding. The record is from RefSeq and is a predicted model, not a curated record. The transcript has 5 exons. Lineage: Eukaryota; Fungi; Ascomycota; Eurotiomycetes; Eurotiales; Aspergillaceae. The coding region runs from base 1 to 1503 and encodes 500 amino acids.